Drosophila elegans is the source of this 3881-nucleotide messenger RNA. Its product is annotated as beta-1,4-mannosyltransferase egh. The transcript has 3 exons. Gene Ontology annotation, molecular function: beta-1,4-mannosyltransferase activity. NCBI's taxonomy places the organism in Eukaryota, Metazoa, Arthropoda, Insecta, Diptera, Drosophilidae. The coding region runs from base 1351 to 2724 and encodes 457 amino acids. The record is from RefSeq and is a predicted model, not a curated record. Gene Ontology annotation, cellular component: cytoplasm.
CAGCGGCGCGCAACGGUCACUCAACAAAACGAAAAUCGAAAAACCGACGAAACACGGAAACACGGAUUCGAUUCACUCGUUUCGUUUGGCUGAACUUAACCGAAUCCGCGGUCCGAAUCGGAAUCCUCGUCAAUGUGCGCGCCAAUCGCCAAAACAAUCACCCAGUGAAUUUUGGGUCUUGCAAAUAAUUUCGAUCCGCCGCCGUCGCACACUCACAUAAACAACCGCACCGCACACACACACACACACACACACAUACACAUACGUAUAGUAGAAAAAAUAAAGUUGCUAUAAAAAAACAAAUGAAAACAUCGCGCUCGUGGGAAAAUCGAUAUUCCUUUAACCAAAUUGUUAACAUUCGCUGUCAUUCGGGGUUUUCCAAUCGUUAAUAAAUCAUUUUUUUUUUGUCUGUGCAAAGUACGCUGAAAGAGCGAGAAAGAGCGGCGUGAACCGGUGAUGAAGGAGAGGUCGAGAGAAAAUUAGCAAGUUUAUAAAUAUAUAUUCCAACAUAAAAAUUGCAAAUAUUAAUGAACAAGACAAGAUCAGCAGCAGCAACAACAAAAACAAUUAGGCCCAGCAACAAGAAAUUCGAAUACGAAAAUAAACCAAACAAAUCGGCGGGAGCAAAAGAAAGAGAGUGAGGAAGAGCUAUUGAGUAAAAGACGGGAGAGGCGCCAAAAGAAAAGUGUAUAAUUUUCGCGUCACACCCAGAAACACGGAAAACUCCCGCCCACCACCGCCACGCCCCCGACCUUCUGCCACACCAAUAACAAAAACAACAGCUAAACGAAAUCCGAAGAAAAGAAAAACAGACAGAUAAGAAUAAGAAACCCAAACAUUCGGACACUUACUCUUCUUCUUCCCACUCCGUUUUGGCAUGGAAAACAUGAAAUGUCUGACCAGGAAACAGAGCUGAGAGUCUUAAAUGCAAGCAAGCCAGCGGCAGCAACCAAGUCCAAGUUCACCAACAGCUGAAGAGGAAGGGAGGAGCAAACGCCACCGCACGCCCAGGAGCUGAUAGAGGAUUCGGAGCACAGCUUAUCGAGCCGGGUUGCCUGUGCCUGGGUCAACUUCUGUUCCGCUCAGUAGUCCGCUCAAUCGCAAAGAUUUAAGCACAAACAACGUACAGAAACUAUACAUUUGCAACUGACUCAUUCACAGUUUGAGUUGGAGAACGAACGAACGAACGAACAAACUAACAAAAUAAGGCGUAUAAUUGAAAGGAUUACGGAUAACCAAUUACGACGGAUACGCCGCAGCACAAGUCUACUUAAGGCAGGAGGACUAUAGCCAUUUAAGAUACGAUACUACACUCUACCACAUCAUACACCACACACCGCACACAACAAGAUGAACUCCACCACAAAGCAUCUGCUGCACUGCAUACUGCUCAUCACUGUGAUAGUCACCUUCGAAGUAUUCUCCGGCGGUAUUAAGAUUGACGAGAACUCGUUCACGCUCGUGGAUCCAUGGAUUGCAUACGGCCAAGUGGCCACGGUUCUGUUGUACUUACUGCGCUUUCUCACGCUCCUCACGCUGCCCCAAGUGUUGUUCAACUUUUGCGGCCUGGUCUUUUACAAUGCCUUUCCCGAGAAGGUCGUCCUCAAGGGCAGCCCGCUGCUGGCGCCCUUCAUCUGCAUCCGUGUGGUCACGCGCGGCGAUUUCCCGGACCUGGUGAAGACGAAUGUCCUGCGGAACAUGAACACCUGCCUGGACACCGGACUGGAGAACUUUCUCAUCGAAGUGGUCACGGACAAGGCGGUGAAUUUGGCACAACAUCGACGCAUCCGUGAGAUUGUGGUGCCCAAGGAGUACAAAACGCGAACGGGGGCGCUCUUCAAGUCGCGGGCACUGCAAUAUUGUUUGGAGGAUAAUGUCAAUCUGUUGAACGACAGCGAUUGGGUUGUCCACCUGGACGAGGAGACGCUGGUCACGGAGAACUCAGUGCGAGGCAUCAUUAACUUUGUGCUGGAUGGCAAGCAUCCGUUUGGCCAGGGACUGAUCACCUAUGCCAACGAGAACGUGGUCAACUGGCUGACCACGCUGGCGGACAGCUUUCGGGUCUCCGAUGACAUGGGCAAACUGCGGCUGCAGUUCAAGCUCUUCCACAAGCCGCUGUUCAGCUGGAAGGGCAGCUAUGUGGUCACCCAGGUGGGUGCCGAGCGUUCGGUGUCCUUUGACAACGGAAUCGAUGGCUCGGUGGCCGAGGACUGCUUCUUCGCGAUGCGGGCCUUCAGCCAGGGAUACACGUUCGACUUCAUCGAGGGCGAGAUGUACGAGAAGUCGCCGUUCACGCUGCUCGACUUCCUGCAGCAGCGGAAGCGAUGGCUGCAGGGCAUCCUGCUGGUGGUGCACUCCAAGAUGAUACCCUUCAAGCACAAGCUGCUGUUGGGAAUCAGUGUCUACUCGUGGGUCACCAUGCCGUUGUCCACGUCGAACAUCAUCUUUGCGGCACUGUAUCCCAUUCCCUGCCCGAAUCUGGUGGACUUUGUGUGCGCCUUCAUUGCGGCCAUUAACAUCUAUAUGUACGUGUUCGGCGUAAUCAAGUCCUUUUCGCUGUACCGCUUCGGAUUGCUCCGAUUCCUGGCCUGCGUGCUGGGUGCGGUGUGCACGAUACCCGUGAAUGUGGUCAUCGAGAAUGUGGCCGUCAUUUGGGGUCUGGUGGGCAAGAAGCACAAGUUCUACGUGGUGCAGAAGGAUGUGCGCGUGCUGGAGACUGUCUAGGAUAUUGUGGAACUGGAGAGGUGGGGAGGGAGUCAUCAAGUAGUCAUGGCCAUCAUAUCGCUCUAAAACUAAAUCCUUUCAACAUCCCUAAAAAACCAAAUGAAACAAAGCUAAAAACGAAAGAAAUGUCGCACAAUUUGGCCAGGUCCAGUGUGUUGUCCUGUCACUAUCUGAUUGAUCUACUUUAUUUGUACAUUUUCUAAGCAUAAGACUACUCACCCCCACAUAAACCUGCACAGCACACAACCGCACACACGCAUACAAUUGUUGUUUCGUUCUAAAAAUCAUGAUCAUUCAUAAUACCUAUUGCCAAAAAUGAAGGAAAUAAAUCAGAGAAUAGAAGGUUAUUAAAACGCAAAGGAACAAAUGUUAUAGACAAUGUCUUGAAACGAAAUCGUUGAAAGUGCACCACUCACCGGCAGUAACAAAAUACCAACAGCAAUUUGGGGAAUUAUACCGAUCCAAGAAGCACACACAACACACAAAAACUCUCCAUUAAGUGUAAUUUCAUUAUAAAUAUAUUUUUUUGUAUAGUCUGUAGUGAAAAAAAUGCGCUAUAUUUAUAUAAAUAUAAAUAUUGUAUGUAUAUUGUGUAGAUUUAUUAUUAUGAUUACGAUUAUUUAAAAACAUGUACAUUAAUGUAUUGUAAAUUAGUAAUCUGUUAAUUGUCAUUCACACCGAAACCAAGGAUAAAAGAAAAGCGAAGCAAACUUCAUUGUUUAGACUUAUGUACUUACAUACAUGUGCAAUUAUCGAUGUACUUUGUGUAAUUGUUUGACCUAUGUAAAUAUGUCAUUCACUCCAAAGCUUAUACCCGUAGGCCCAGCGGAUAAAGAUCGGAAUUUGUCCGUUUGCAUUGGGAAGUCGUCCGUUCCGUUCACUGCAGGAAAAUCGAUUGUGGUGUGAAUGAUAUGAUCGUGAUUAGUGAAAGAGGUCCUGGAUCAUCUUCAUCUCAGGGCCCCCGUCGAAUUUCUCUGUUCUUCUUUUAAUUCGUAGUACUCUGUUUUUAGUUAUCAGUUACCAUUUUUCUUUUUGUUUUUCUCUUUUCGUCAUUCUGUUUAACUGUUAUCGGUGCUUUGAGAAUCACACCCAAAAACUCACAAUUCCCAAAAAUAUGGAACACGUGCAUUGCAAUCACCUCGUAAAUCCCAAAAGAG